ACGGCGCCGGCCGCCCCUCCUCGACCUCUGACAUUUGACCUCCCGGGCCGUGGCGGCGGGGUGAGCUGGAAGGGAAGGUUUUCCAUGGAAACGGUUUGUGCUGCUUGAAAGGGAAGAUGAAGCUGUAUUGCUUGUCUGGUCAUCCAACAUUGCCGUGCAAUGUCUUGAAGUUCAAAUCAACCACCAUUAUGCUCGACUGUGGGUUAGACAUGACCUCGGCCCUUCAUUUCUUACCUUUGCCGCUUGUCCACAGCCCAAGACUUUCUAAGCUCCCAGGCUGGAUUUCAAAAGAUGGUAACGCCAUGCUCGAAAAGGAGCUGAAAGAUUGUGCUGGACGAGUAUUCGUUGACUCUGUGCCAGAGUUCUGUCUGCCAGAGACAGAGCUGUUGGACCUCUCCACUGUAGAUGUGAUCCUGAUAUCAAAUUAUCACUGUAUGAUGGCAUUGCCAUAUAUUACAGAGCACACUGGCUUCACUGGCACAGUCUAUUCCACUGAACCCACAAUGCAGAUUGGAAGGCUUCUCAUGGAAGAGCUGGUCAACUUUAUGGAGCGUGUACCAAAGCCACAGUCUGCCACCUAUUGGAAGAAUCGGGAAAUGCUCAGGCACUUACCUGCACCUCUAAAGGAUGCUGUCGAAGUUUUAACAUGGAAGCGUUGUUACACAAUGCCAGAGGUUAACUUGGCCCUAAGCAAGGUUCAGCUCGUAGGGUAUUCUCAGAAAAUAGAGCUUUUCGGUGCAGUACAGAUCACUCCACUCAGCUCAGGCUACUGUUUGGGCAGCUCCAAUUGGAUCAUCCAGUCGCACUACGAGAAAGUGGCUUACGUGUCUGGAUCCUCAUUGCUCACCACACACCCACAGCCCAUGGAGCAAACCUCCCUGAAAAAUAGUGAUGUCCUCAUCCUGACUGGACUGACGCAGAUUCCGACCGCUAAUCCUGAUGGCAUGUUGGGUGAAUUCUGCAGUAACCUAGCUGUGACUGUCCGAAGUGGUGGGAAUGUCCUGGUUCCAUGCUACCCCUCAGGAGUAAUUUACGACCUUCUGGAAUGUCUGUAUCAGUACAUCGACUCAGCUGGCCUCUCCACUAUCCCAUUUUAUUUCAUCUCUCCUGUGGCCAACAGCUCGCUGGAGUUUUCCCAGAUCUUUGCAGAGUGGCUUUGUCACAACAAACAGUCCAAAGUCUAUUUGCCGGAGCCACCAUUCCCACAUGCAGAGCUGAUUUUGACCAAUAAAUUGAAGCACUAUCCCAGUAUACAUGGGGAAUUCAGCAAUGACUUCAAGCAGCCAUGCGUGGUAUUUACAGGCCAUCCCUCCCUACGAUAUGGGGAUGUUGUUCACUUCCUGGAGCUGUGGGGAAAAUCCAGCCUAAACACCAUCAUUUUCACAGAACCGGAUUUCUCCUACCUUGAUGCUUUGGCACCAUACCAGCCACUGGCUAUGAAAUGUGUUUACUGCCCAAUUGACACUCGAUUAAACUUCAUCCAAGUUUCAAAAUUAUUGAAGGAGGUUCAGCCAUUGCAUGUUGUGUGUCCGGAACAAUAUACUCAACCUCCACCUGCCCAGUCGCAUCGCACCGAUCUGAUGAUUGACUGCCAGCCCCCACCAAUGGCCUACCGGAGGGCUGAAGUGCUGACCCUCCCCUUCAAAAGGCGCUAUGAGAAGAUUGAGCUCAUGCCUGAUCUUGCUGAGUCCCUGGUGCCUUCAGAGAUCAAACCUGGCAUCUCUAUGGCGACCGUGUCUGCAGUACUUCAGACCAAAGACAAUAAGCACAUUCUACAGUCACUCCCAAAGUCAAUGCAGCCACAAACUGGCAAGAAGAGGAAGCGGGCAAACGAUGAUACUCCUGAAUUCAAGCCUCCCAAACCGCUACUGUGUGGAUCGAUCACCAUUGAACAAUUUGUACAGAGCCUGGAGAAGCAUGGCAUCACAGAUGUCAAGGUUGAGGACACACCAGAGGGACAUAUUGUCCACCUUCAGUCUGAAGACACCCUGGUCCAAAUUGAAGAAGAUUCCACUCAUAUUAUUUGCGACAACAAUGAGCCGCUUCGCACCAAGCUCCGUGACUUAGUCCUCAAAUUUCUACAAAAGCUGUGAGAGUGGUUUUGACUUUUUUGUGACUCUUUUAAGCAGCUUGUGCAUUUUGGACUCGCUGACCGGAGCAUAAUAUAAAUGGUUGUUAAAGGAUACUGUGCUCUGUCAUAGGAGUAGGUCAUUCAGCCCCUCAAGUCUGUUGUACCAUUUAUUUAGAUCAUGGGUGUUCUAUAUCUUCAUCUUGCUUAUGUUACACUUAAUAACCUCACCUAUCAAACAUCUAUCAAACUUAGUUUUGCAAUUUUCAAUCGACUACCUAAUCUCAAUAGUUUUUGGAGAGUUCUCAAUUUUAACCGCCAAUGAAGAAUUUUCUGACAUUACUCCUGAACAGCUAAGCUCAUGUUUUAGGACCGUGCUAACUUUGUUUUGGAAUCAAGUACCAAAGGAAAUGUUUCCUUUUUCUUUUUGCUUUCUCUGUUCCUCUUGCUCGUUUUCUCUCUCUGUCUCUCUCUCUCUCUUGUCUCUCUCUCUUGUCUCUCUCUCUCUCUCUCUCUCUCUCUCUCUCUCUCUCUCUCUCUGCCUCACA
Molecule: messenger RNA, 2616 nt
Organism: Hemiscyllium ocellatum (epaulette shark)
Lineage: Eukaryota; Metazoa; Chordata; Chondrichthyes; Orectolobiformes; Hemiscylliidae
Gene: ints9
Product: integrator complex subunit 9
Exons: 17
Coding region: 117-2093 (658 amino acids)
Biological process (GO): snRNA processing
Cellular component (GO): integrator complex
Source: RefSeq, a predicted model, not a curated record